AUGGCUGAUCCAUACAGUAUCUUGGGCCUCACCGGCCCGGCUGAGCAAGUCGUCCGCCUCAUCGCAAGUCUCAUCGAACGACACAAAGCCUACAAGGAAAACAAAAAGCUCUCUACCGAAAUGCUCACCGCGUAUACCACCUUGCAGGCAGACAUCACGGAGCUGAAAAACAUGCCGAUCCAUGGAACGUCGUCGCAGCACACGGGCUUGCUCCAACGUGAAAUCGAGGGCCUCUCAAGCUUCAUAUUGAAGUCCCUCGAAGAGCUACAGAAAGAGUCGAAAGACCCAAAUGCGAAACUCGCUGCGUACGCCUAUGCAAUGGGAGAUAGAGAAGUCCUAGAGACGCGCAAGCAAGAAGCGUGCCGCCUUCACGAUCGCCUUCUCAAUGCAAGCACGGGCAUCGAUACUCGCGCGGCGGUCAAGCAAGAAGCGGACCGCCUUCACAAUUGUAUUCAACAAGUAAGCGCGGCCGUCGAGUCGACCAGGGGAGGUACGGGUGAUACCUUCAGGGCGUCGAUAAGAGCCGAACAUAAUCCUGCGUCGAUAUAUGUGAAGCUUGAUUCUCGGGGGAGCGAUGGAUUACCAAACACGUGUGAGUCGCGUCUAAAAGCGGCUGUGCUUCGGAGAGAUAGGAACAAGCAAGUGGGUGCGACAGCAGUGGGACAGGGCGGAGUCGGGAAGACAUGUGCCCUUCGAGCGAUCGCACACGACGAUGAGAUUAAGGCGGAAUUUUCGGGAGGAGUGUACUUCAUGUCGUUGGGGAAAGACGGAAACGUGGGACGGCUGAUUGAAGAACUGUGUCUGAGUGUGGAAGCGUCCGGCGGGAACCAGACGGCUGUGGAAAUGCGAGGGCAGAGCGAGUUUGAAAGGGUGUUAGCGAAGGUACAAGCGUGGUUUUGUAGUCAUGUGUGUCUGUUUAUCAUUGAUGAUGUGUGGGUGGUGAAUGAUAUAGAUGCGAAUAUCCUUCAAAAGUUGUCUGUUCUGGCUGAGACUGCGGGGAGCAGCGGGGGAAAGACGAGCAGACUACUGUACUCCACGAGGGAUAAGGAGCUGCGUCAGAUUGGGGAGCGGGUUGCUUUCGAGCCGAGGGAGAAAGUAGGGAAAGAAGCAGUUGAGAUGCUUGUGCACGCGAGUGAGGCGAAUCGAGAGGAGGUGGAUGAUGCGAGAUGCAAGGAAGCCGUGAGUGAAAUACUGAAAAUGUGUGGCGGAUUGCCGCUUGCGCUGAACGUGGCGGGAACGAGCGUGAGGUACAUGAGGGAAAGAUGGGAGGGAGAAGUAUCAGAAGCAUGGGGGGCGUACCUUUCGAGGAUGGAGAGUCGUAACACGAUUCGCGGUGAGAGUCCGAAGGACGGAUAUUCGUCGUUGGAUGGGACGUUGCAUACGUCACUGGAUAUCCUGGAGUCGGAUGUGGGAAGGAGUGGGGAGACGGUUGAUGAAUUUUCGUUUCGAAAGAUGCACCGGAGUCUGUGCGUUAUGAAGAAGCAAGACCGGAUACCUUUGAGUUUGGUUGGAGAUUUGUGGGAGAUGGACGAGGAGCGGACGGAAAGGUGUGCAAAGGAGAUGGAAAGGGUUGGACUAGUGGAAGUGCAGUAUGAGAAGGAUUGUGGUGGGUUGCGGGUGCAUGAUCUGACGCACGAUUUCGCGGUGGAUGAAGCGAAGAAGAAGGAGGGUGUAGAAGAGUGGUAUAAGAAGAUGGCGGAUGUGUGCAGGGCAGGAGAAGGGUUGCUUGCGAUGAGUGAGGACCGAGACGGAGAGGGGAAGAGCGCACGGGAGGAGUAUGUUUUCGAGAAUAUAUAUCGUUUUUUGAAACAGGGUGGGUGUGUAGAGGAGCUGAAGAGGCUAUUUUUGAGUGCGCGAUGGGUGAAGACAGUGAUACGGAGAGGCGGGGUUUGGCAAUACGAGGAAGCUGUGAAGGGAUUGAGUAGAGACUUGAAGGGGAAAAGAGGAAGCGGGAAGGUGGGAAUGGGACGGGGAGAUGAGGAUGCAGUGGAUGGAAUGGUUUUGAUGAUGCGGGCGGCGCGACUGAGUGUACCGUUUUGUGGUGAAAACAGUGCCGGGAUUUACUUUCAACUAUAUGGGCGAGUGAAGCACAAGGCACGGGAUUCAAGUUGUGUGCGAAAAAUGCUGGAGGAAAUUGAGAGAUACGCACCACGGCCGUGGGUGCGGCCUGUGAGUGAGUGUGUAGCGCGAGCCGAUGGAAAGAUGGUGGAGCAGAUUGUUCUGCCAUAUGCCAGUCCUGAAAUUCAAGUGGGCAUGGAUUCCAGUGGUGAAGUGUAUGGAUGUGAAGUGGAGGAGUCCGGGGCAAAAGUAACAGUUUUCACGCAAUCUGCUGAGAAGGAGACGAAGAUAGUUGAAUUGGAAGGCGAGUUCGAAACGGAGAGCCAGGGCCCAGGGGCCAGUGAAACAAGCAGUCAAUUAGAAGGCGAGUUCGAAACGGAAAGCCAGGGCCCAGGGGAUCUUGAAGCAGGCAGGCGCAAAAUGUGUCGGCGUUUGAGGGCAUAUUUUGGAAUGUGCCUUGGAAGUUUAACCUCCGAAGUGACUGGAGAAAACCCGAGCGUGACUGCAGAAAACCCGAGCGUGACUGCAGAAAGCCCGAGCGUGACAAUAGCCACCUGCGCGACUCUCUGUGAGAGGAAGGAGAAUGUUGUUGUGGGAUAUGAAGACGGGACGUUGAGGCUGUGGAGUACGUCGGAGAGGAAAGUAUUGAGAAUUUUCCGCGGUCACAAGUCGAAAGUGGUUUGCGUUGCGAUGAGUGGGGACGGAAGACGUGUGGUAUCUGGAUCCCGGGACAAGAGCGUGCGGGUGUGGGACGUAGAGACGGGAGCACAAGUCGGGGAGGCGUUAGUUGGACACACGGGUGGAGUGGCUAGCGUUGCGAUGAGUGGGGACGGAAGACGUGUGGUAUCUGGAUCGUUUGACAAGAGCGUGCGGGUGUGGGACGUGGAGACGGGAGCACAAGUCGGGGAGGCGUUAGUUGGACACACGGAUUUGGUGGUUAGCGUUGCGAUGAGUGGGGACGGAAGACGUGUGGUAUCUGGAUCGGAUGACAAGAGCGUGCGGGUGUGGGACGUAGAGACGGGAGCACAAGUCGGGGAGGCGUUAGUUGGACACACGGAUUUGGUGGUUAGCGUUGCGAUGAGUGGGGACGGAAGACGUGUGGUAUCUGGAUCGGAUGACAAGAGCGUGCGGGUGUGGGACGUACAGACGGGAGCACAAGUCGGGGAGGCGUUAGUUGGACACACGGCGUUCGUGGUUAGCGUUGCGAUGAGUGGGGACGGAAGACGUGUGGUAUCUGGAUCGUUUGACAAGAGCGUGCGGGUGUGGGACGUGGAGACGGGAGCACAAGUCGGGGACGCAUUAGUUGGACACACGGCGUUCGUGGUUAGCGUUGCGAUGAGUGGGGACGGAAGACGUGUGGUAUCUGGAUCGUGGGACGAGAGCGUGCGGGUGUGGGACGUGGAGACGGGAGCACAAGUCGGGGACGCAUUAGUUGGACACACGGCGUUCGUGGUUAGCGUUGCGAUGAGUGUGGACGGAAGACGUGUGGUAUCUGGAUCGGAUGACGGAAGGGUGCGGGUGUGGGACGUGGAGAGAGGGAUCACACUUCAUACCGGAAGGCAAGAGGAUUUGGAAGAAAUCGUGGCUCGGUUCCUGAACAUGGCAGACUUGGGUACUGCUUCUCGCGCAGGACGAAGAUCAGAAAUAUUUUCAAGGGGCGGAGGAAUUGUGCAAAGGCGAGAGGAUGGGUCCGAGACCGUCUUGGCCCAGUUAGACGAUCCACGAGACUUGCAGAUAGACCACGAUCACGGGGUCGCAGUUGCAAGGGCGGGCCAUCUGGUUGCUAUCAUGAAGCUAGUGGUGUAAGCUAGUGGUGUAAGUAAGUAUCGAAGUGCGAUGGCCGCUUGCCGCCCGUGACAGUAGUAGUGCGUUGAGGGUUUUUUUUUUGUUUUUGAUUUAUGAAUGCGUGAGAAGCUCGCCUCACGGACGUUGCAAUCCAUGUACGUGUAUGUAUGUGUAUGUAUGAACUAGCGACCUGCUUCCGUUCAUCGUGCGCUCUUGUGCUCAAAAGUUAUAAAGGUAUUCGUGAAUGAA
This is a messenger RNA of Chondrus crispus (carragheen), 4092 nucleotides long. Its product is annotated as WD40-repeat containing protein. Bases 1 to 3864 code for a protein of 1287 amino acids. Gene Ontology annotation, molecular function: protein binding; ADP binding. The transcript is spliced from 2 exons. The record is from RefSeq and is a predicted model, not a curated record. Lineage: Eukaryota; Rhodophyta; Florideophyceae; Gigartinales; Gigartinaceae.